GUCAGGCUGCUCUCACAUAUAUGCUCAGACUCUCGCUACCCGCCACACCAGGGUGUUGGUACCUUUCCCCGCUGCCGAUGGUGUCGGUCUGGAGAACGAUGUUUUUUUCUCUCUUUGUUGUCGAGGCAUUAGCCUUUGUUCCCAGGAUAGCAUUUUCCGCACCACCUGCCUCUAGAACAAGCGGGCAGCAGCCGACACAUGAAAGGUACAGCUCCCGAGGGAUCGUUGCUCGAUCACAGCUGCCGGCAAGCAGAAGCGUGUGGGGCGAACGCAUGAGUGCUGCAGGGUGUUCUAAAGAUGUACCAGGAGAUGCAACAGCGUGCGUUGUGGGACGUGAUGUCUGCACCGCCGUCGACAACCGAAACGCCGGCACCGGUACGGCAGGAACAACGGGGUUGACGAUCGGCGACGAGAUCGGCGGAGAUGGCCGAAGUGGGCGUCGUUUGCUGGCGAUUCCCCCUCUACUGGUUGCUGUGGCGACGGGAAGAAGCCUCGCUGCUGCUGCUGCUGUGACUGGAGGCAGAAUAGGUGGCGGAGGCUACUCCGCCCCGGCCGCCGCGGAGCGCACGCCAAGUGCCCCUCCAAUGCAGCAGCAACAGCAGUACCAGCCGCCCCAGCAGCAGCAACAAGGGCGAUACCAGCGGCCAAGGGCUGGCCGAGACAUCUACGGCUCCGAGGGAAGCCGGUUUCACAUCAGGUUUGAUGGUGGACGAGGAGGGAGGCGAUCAACCCGCGCUCGCUUCAACCCGUACGAUGGUGAUGCGCCUUCCACCUCCAUCACUCCCGGCGACGUCGCCAUGAUCGGCGGGGUUAGCGCCGCCGUGGCGGCCGUUCAGCGCUACAACAGAAAACGCUUUGUAGACGAAGAAGGUUCCGGCCAGCGUCCCUCCGCGCCGCUGCCGCCGCGUUCUGGCCGGGGGGGGAGCUCGCAAACGGCCGUGGUGACGACGCUACAGUUGGGUUUGUAUUGCGACCGCCAGGGGGGACAGGGGGACGUGUUGGCUACGCUGGACAAGCUCUCGCAGACGGCCGAUGUUAACAGCCCGAGAGGGUUAUCCACCCUUAUCAACGAGGUGUGCCUGACGCUGCUUCGAUCGGGCAGAGAUUGGCUAGGGGGCACUGGAAGCGUCAAAAUGUACGCCUCGGAAGGCCGUUCGAACAGCAGAGGGAAGAAGUCCUCCCCCGUGUCCAGGGCAAAGCGCGACUUCAACCGAGCCGCCAUGCGCGAGCGAUCAAAGUGGGAGCGGGAGACCGUGUCUAACACCCCCGACCGAGGGUUCAGCAGCAGCACCGCGCCUUCAUGGGGGGGGUUCAGCGCCCAGAAGAGCGGAACGUACGCGGUAGCGACGCUGAUCGUGGCGUGGUCGGGUUUGAACAGCACCCCUCCUCGGGCUGAGCCGCGAAGAGGCGGCUGGUUCACGCGGGAUAGCCGCGAUCGCGACGAUGACAGAGGCGUGGAGUUCUCGGUGGUGAACAGGCAGUCCGCGCUGACCCUCCUGGAAUGGCUAGGGGACGAGGCCGCGGAAGGGCGGGGAGAAAACGUGUUGGAUGUAGAGGUGCUGUGGACUCCCGCGGACCCAGAUGAUUCUUUGGACCGGGAAGAUUUGGACACCAAAUGGCCGGAGCUAAGAGCACUCUGA
Messenger RNA from Ectocarpus siliculosus, 1640 nucleotides. Lineage: Eukaryota; Phaeophyceae; Ectocarpales; Ectocarpaceae. The record is from the annotation of a GenBank genome assembly.